This is a messenger RNA of Corticium candelabrum, 369 nucleotides long. RefSeq lists its product as uncharacterized. NCBI's taxonomy places the organism in Eukaryota, Metazoa, Porifera, Homoscleromorpha, Homosclerophorida, Plakinidae. The transcript has a single exon. Gene Ontology annotation, molecular function: nucleic acid binding. Bases 1 to 369 code for a protein of 122 amino acids. The record is from RefSeq and is a predicted model, not a curated record. Gene Ontology annotation, biological process: DNA integration.
AUGGUUGGAAGUAAAACACUGAGUUCCCCCGCAACUGGACCUACCAUUCGGGUGCUACAGUUUAUUUUUGCAACCCACGGACUACCUGAACUCAUGGUAAGUGAUAAUGGCUCUGCCUUUACGAGUCAAGAAUUUGGAAACUUCAUGAAGGGCAAGGGAAUUGUGCAUAUAACAACUGCACCCUACCACCCGUCCUCUAAUGGGCUGGCUGAGAGGGCGGUUCAAACAUUCAAGGCAGCCAUGAAGCGAAUGGAAAACGAACAGGAAACAUUGGAAACGAAGCUGGAUGAAUUUCGUUUUUGGUACAGAAUCACACCACAUGCGACAACAGGGGAGGCGCCAGCUGUGAUUCUGAUGGAACGGAGAUGA